Planococcus citri (citrus mealybug) is the source of this 3491-nucleotide messenger RNA. RefSeq names its product sex peptide receptor-like. Gene Ontology annotation, biological process: G protein-coupled receptor signaling pathway. The record is from RefSeq and is a predicted model, not a curated record. The transcript has 9 exons. Gene Ontology annotation, molecular function: G protein-coupled peptide receptor activity. Gene Ontology annotation, cellular component: membrane. Lineage: Eukaryota; Metazoa; Arthropoda; Insecta; Hemiptera; Pseudococcidae. The coding region runs from base 1086 to 2303 and encodes 405 amino acids.
UCACACUUUUAUCGAAGUCAGUAUUCGCCGGUUCUCUGUCGGCCCGCGGUAUUCGAAACUUCGCGCGUGGUUUCCUUCAUUUUUUAAUACGAAAAAUAUAUGGAAUUAUAUCUAGAUUAAGACGAAAACGAGUGCAUCAAUCCAAGAUGAGAAUUUUUUCAUAAUUAUGCGUACGCGAAUUAUUUCUAGACCUUUUAGUACUUCGUCUGAAAAUCUAAUUAAUCGAAACGGAUAAUUAAUUUGUAUAAUUUUGAAUUCAACAUUUCGCGAAUAACCAUAUUUUUAUCUCGUUGCACUAGCUCGAUUAAGUACAAUUUUCCAAAUUAACCGUCGUGAUAAUUAUAACGACGAAAUUGCUUUAUAAUUGACGAGUAAAUUUUUUUUAUAACUACACUGUCCAUUGCGAGGAUAAAUUUUCAAAAGACACGCCCUCCAAGUUUAAGUUUACAAAUAUUUUUAAAAGUUUUUUUUCUUGCUUUUUUGCAAUAUGUUAACGCCUUUGACGUGUUCGCCAUCGAUAGUACUCUCUUCUUUGGGGUGAGUACAAAUCUUUGUCAUAAGAGUAAAAUACCUCGAUGGUGAAGCAAAAUAAGACAAGAAGGCACUCCGAUACAUAUGAAAGAUCCAUUUUCAAAUCUCAGCUUUAAGUGCUCUUAUAUAAGCAAAGAAAAUGAACUAGAGGAUCGUACGAAGUAUACAACUGGGUUUGGCGGUUCUUUGAGAUAUUUAUUAGAAAUCACCGGCAGAGUCACUGCAGUCGACUGUGUUUAUCAACCGUCCAAUAAUGAUGAAUCGUUUUCUACUUUUUUCUUUUACCGCCCUUCGGCUGGUUUCCGUUCUUGGAGAGCUUUCCGUUUGUUUAAUUUAAAUCGUCGUUUUUGGUUACGUUUUUCGUCGGUUUUCUUCGCAACACGCGGGCCGAGUUAUUCCGCUAAGGAAUACUAAACACACAUCACAAAAAAAAUAAAAAAUAAAAUAAAAUGAAUACAUUCGUUCGCUUAUCCUUUUGUUAUACGUUUCGCGGCGAUUACACGAGUAAAAAUGAAACAGUCAAUUGUAAGAGGUAAUUGCAAGUUUGGUAAAAUAUGGAAAAUUACGUGAUUAAUUCGGAACAACCCAAUCAAGAAGAAAACAAUCAAACUGCCGCUGUCAAUUCAACGCUUUUUUCAUCCAACAAUGGUACUGACGAGUACGACAAACCUAACUUCAUCGAAUAUCUCAACAUCAGCAACGAGUUACCACUCAAAUACGCCAUACCCAUGUACGGAUACGCUAUGCCUUUGCUGCUGCUAGUUACCAUCGUCGCGAAUACCUUGAUUGUUGUGGUGUUGUCGAAAAAACACAUGCGGACUCCCACCAACGCUGUACUGAUGGCGAUGGCUUUAUCAGAUAUGUUCACGUUGCUGUUUCCAGCUCCUUGGCUUUUUUAUAUGUAUACCUUUGGAAACCACUACAAACCUUUGUCUCCUGUUGGUGCUUGUUAUGCUUGGAACGUUAUGAACGAAGUGAUACCCAUGUUAUUUCAUACGGCCUCGAUAUGGCUCACUUUAGCCUUAGCUGUUCAAAGGUAUAUUUACGUGUGUCACGCUCCAGUCGCGAGAACGUGGUGUACGAUGCCAAGAGUGCUGAAAUGCAUCUGUUGGAUAUCUUUUUUAGCAUUUUUACACCAGUUUACGAGGUUUUUCGAAAGACAGUACGAACCUGUGACCAUCACAUGGAGAGGACAACAAAACGUCACUGUGUGUAGGGUUCAAUUUGCAGACUGGUUACAAGACAAAGUGACGCUAAACGUUUAUUUCAUAGUGUACUACUCAUUUCGGGUGAUUUUCGUCCACGUGGGACCUUGCAUAUCAUUGGUAAUCCUGAAUUUACUACUGUUCAAAGCGAUGAGAGAAGCUCAACUCAAAAGAGAUAAACUUUUCAAAGAGAACAGAAAAAGCGAGUGUAAAAAAUUAAGGGAUUCCAAUUGCACAACGUUAAUGCUCAUCGUAGUCGUAACUGUGUUUCUACUGACUGAAAUCCCGUUGGCGGUUGUUACCGUUUUACACAUAAUUUCCAGCGGUAUAACAGAGAUAUUAGACUACAAUAUUGUAAAUACGUUGAUAUUAUUUACCAAUUUCUUCAUCAUCGUGAGUUACCCUAUCAAUUUUGCCAUAUACUGUGGUAUGUCCAGACAAUUUCGUGAAACUUUCAAAGAGCUGUUUAUUCGAGGAACUGUCCAAGUGACCCGACGAAAUGGCGGUAGUUCAAAAUAUUCGUUAGUAAACGGACCUCGCACAUGCACCAAUGAAACCGUGCUAUAAUUGUGAUUACAUGUUUUAAAUGAGAAUUUUUUCGACAUUAAAAAGCGACAUUUUGAUCAAACAAUCUCGAUUCGUUUCGAAAUUUCUACAAAGGAAUCCUCAACUCCGCUAUUUUGCUCAAAUGAAAAUCGGAUUUACUAUUAAUUACUCGCCGAAAGUUUCUAUUAAGUAUGAAAAUACUAUACUUAUAGUGUCUACGUUGAAAUCAAACGAAAAAAAAUACAUAAACUUUUCUUGUAACAGUCCUAAUAAAAUUUAUAUGUUCAUUUAUAAAUCAACUUUUUAGCGCUCUCUGCGUUUAUGCGAAAAACUCCGAAUAAAUAUAAUUAUUAGGUAUUUAUUAAGGAAUUUACCAAUGUGAUAUGAAUCUAGUAACAAAGCAAAAGCUUUGUUUUAUUAUAUCGUAAUUUAUGUACCUACCUACUCGUAUAUCACGAAAUAAAUUUAAUUUUUACAUAUUGUACAAUAAUCAUUUUUCUUAAUUGUCAACUUAAAUUUAGAUAAAAUAAAAUUUUAUACAAAUGAAAAAAUUAACUCGCGCGAAUAGAGGAAAAAUAAGAGACAAAUUUGAAACCAAAGUAUGAGCCCACUUGUAGUUUUAAAUUUGUCUUUUACCAAAUUACUUAUAACGAGUUUAACAACAUUGAAGUGUCGCUGCUAUAAAAGUAGGCAAUAUACAAUUUCGCUUUGAACAUAACAAAUACCUUUUACCAAUAGAGAGCAUCGAUAUUGAAAACAAUGCAAAUUUAUCGAAGGAAAGAAUAAGAAUCUGUAUUUCUUUGUUCGGAUGUUCGGAUGCAUCUGGUUCAACAUAAUAUACCUUACUUACUUCGUUUGCAUAAGGCUGUGGCAUGUUACCGUGGUAUUUGAAUAGGCGUACGCUGAUUUGUUUUUUCUUGUGCCUAUUUUUUUGUUCGGUUAAAUUAAUUAAAUUCGUGUAUACGACUCAAUCAACUGAAGUUUUUAAUGUGUUACUUAAUUCAACAUGAUUAUCAUCGUUGAAAAAAAUCGCGAACGAGUUAAUUUUUUUUUUAAAUUAGAUUUUGUAAAUACGACGCCUUACUUGAUUUUAUAUUAUGUAAUUUAAAUAAAUGUCUUCAUUUGUACAGAUUUUUUUAUAAUUAAGGUAUUUUUUGUUCUCAAUGUUUUCGUUUUUCAUUUUCUUGAAUAAAAUGUAUUUCAAAUGUU